AUGGAUUUUGAUACUUCACGUAUAUUUCCAAAAUACAUUAAGUCUAUUUUGCAGAGACCAUUAGAUGAUGAUGUCCAGGAAGAAAUCAAUGCAUUGUUGAGAAGGUCGGAUAAGGUGAAGGAGAAGGAGAAGGAGAAACAGGUCAGACGUUGGACUUUUUUAGAGGAUUUGAAACUCAAAGGGCUUGUGGCUAUUUCUGGUCCUCGAAAUUGGACGCAGAUUGAAAAAAAAAUGCAUGGAAGAACUGCUAAGACUUGUAGAUCAAGGUGGUUUAACCAUCUGGAUCCAAGGAUCAACGAUGAUGCUUUUAGUGAUGAGGAAAAUAAAAAGCUACUCGAAGCUCACAAAGAAUUAGGUAGCAAAUGGUCUAAGAUCGCUAGGCGUUUUAAUGGAAGGACAGAUAGAGCAGUGCAUAACCAGUGGGACAAACUUAUGAAACAAAAACUGAAAAAGCCAUCACCUCCUCAUCAAAAAACUAACGAUCUCAUAGAUUCUGUUUUAGGGUUUACAGAUAGUGUACGUGAUGAAAACACAAAGAUAAAUAACUCUAGCUUGAAGAUACCACAAGAGGAAACAACCAAUUAUCUCAGAUCGAAGCAUCUCACAGAAGCAAUGGAAUACUCAGCUCGUCAUCACCACUUUUCUUACUUGAUCCCUACAGUUUCCUUGGAAAUGUUCACACCGCAUGUCCCCAUCUCUCAACCAUCAUCAUCAUCAUUACCAUCAAAAGCAAAAGAUACAAAGGCCAAAAUACCCCCGAAGUUUAUAGAUUUUCUGGGGGUAGGGGAUUCUUGA
Messenger RNA from Camelina sativa (false flax), 795 nucleotides. The record is from RefSeq and is a predicted model, not a curated record. Lineage: Eukaryota; Viridiplantae; Streptophyta; Magnoliopsida; Brassicales; Brassicaceae.